Molecule: messenger RNA, 1752 nt
Organism: Drosophila navojoa
Lineage: Eukaryota; Metazoa; Arthropoda; Insecta; Diptera; Drosophilidae
Biological process (GO): transmembrane transport
Cellular component (GO): membrane
Molecular function (GO): transmembrane transporter activity
Source: RefSeq, a predicted model, not a curated record
AUGGCCGAGAAAAAUAUUGAAAAUGUGAAUCGUGAUAAAGAAGAAGACAUCGAUUUGGAUGACGAUAUAGAUGGCAAUUCAAAGAGCACAGUGGUAACCAGAACUUCCUCUCCACAGGACGAGCCCGCAGACUUUGAUACGGCCAUUACAUCUUCCGGCUUUGGCCGCUUCAAUCUGAUUCUGCUGAUCAUCGCGAUACCGGCGACUUGUGCGAAUAUGUUUGAGUCGACGACGAUGUCGUACAUAUUGCCUAUAGCCGAGUGUCAUCUGCAUUUAACGCUGACCGACAAGGGUAUUUUGAAUGCCUGCGCAUAUGCGGGUAUGAUCGUUUCCGCCAUACCCUGGGGCUAUUUGGCCGACACGAAGGGCCGCCGCAUUGUCCUCGUCUACGGCUAUUUGUUGACCUCGAUUUGCGUAUUUGGUAGCGCGCUGAGUCAAAAUUUCGUCAUGUUGGUGACGUUCAAGUUCUUUGGCGGACUCAUUGUCAACGGCCCCUCAGCUGUGCUCUACUCUUAUCUGUCAGAGAUGCACGGACCCAAGUACCGAUCUCAAGUGCUCUUGAUUGUGGGCAUGAUUGUGAGCGCUGCCAUUUUGUUCUUGCCAAUGUUGGCCUGGGCCACAUUUUCGCAGCCCUGGGACUUUGUGCUCUUUGGCAGUCUAAACAUUCACAGCUGGCAAAUCUUUUUGCUGAUUUGCGGGUUGCCCAGUCUAAUAAGUGGCCUCAUUAUGUGUCUGAUGCCCGAGAGUCCGAGAUAUUUAAUGGGUCAGGGUCGCAAUACGGAGGCUUUGCUGGUGCUACAAAAGAUCUAUGCGAUCAAUACAGGCCAGCCAAAGGAGAACUAUCCUGUGAAGGCCCUUGUCUUAGAGGUACCCAAUCGUGCUGCCCACAAAGGCGAGGCUAUUUACACCGUAGAGGAGAAACCAGAAGCUCCAAAAACCAAAUCGUCGCGCAGCCUGCUGGAGAGCCUACGCUCCGGCAUGCAACAGAUCAAGCCCAUGUUCCACAAGCCACUGCUGAGCCUCUCGCUCCGCUGCUACACGAUGCAGUUCUGCAUGUUUCUGGGCAUGAACACCAUCCGACUCUGGCUGCCGCAGCUGUUCUCCUCCAUGGCCGAUUAUCAGGAAGAACAUGCAGAUGACCAAGCUUCGGCCACUAUGUGUACAAUUCUCGAUUACAGCGUAAAUCGAACAGCCGAAACGUUGACGAACUAUCAAAGCGCUUGUGCUGAGACUCCAAAUAUUUCAAUAGAUAUGUAUUUGAAUAACAUCAUCGUCGCCGCGUGUGGAUUUGGUGGCUAUUUCUUUGCUGCUGCUAUCAUACGUCUAGCAGGUGCAAAACGCAUGUUAACCUACGGUCUGUUCAUCUCCGGAAUUCUCGGAAUAGGCCUGUAUUGGUCCGUAAAUAGUGUGAUGACAAUUGCCCUAUCCUCUGCCUAUGUCACUGUAGGCGGAAUAGCUGUCUCGUCUCUUCUGGGCGCUGUUGUUUCGCUCUUUCCUACUCAAUUACGCUCCUUGGUGGUGGCCAUAGCCAUGAUGUGUGGUCGCUUGGGCGCGCUGUCUGGAAAUCUACUAUUUCCGAUCUUAAUACAGAUCGGCUGUAUCCCGCCAUUUGUGAUGGUCGCAUUUGUCAUGCUGUUUGCUGCUGUGCUGUCUAUUUUUAUUCCCAAUCCAACGAAGGCGGUUUUCGCUUAAAUAGUUAAUAGCUUUUUUGUAGCUUUUAAGUAUUCAAAUAAAUAUUGCUUAGGACAUCGU